Messenger RNA from Vitis vinifera (wine grape), 1770 nucleotides. RefSeq lists its product as uncharacterized. Bases 554 to 1576 code for a protein of 340 amino acids. NCBI's taxonomy places the organism in Eukaryota, Viridiplantae, Streptophyta, Magnoliopsida, Vitales, Vitaceae. The record is from RefSeq and is a predicted model, not a curated record. The transcript has a single exon.
CAAAAAAAAAGGUAUAAUACGCGCUAGAGAAGUAAGUGCGGAAGCGACAUGGGUUGAGAAUAAUUGUGGGUUGAUGUCAACGCUCGAGCUUAUUACAACUAAUGGAGAGGCGCCAUGAAUGUGAGCACCAUGACCAUCAUAUCAUACAUCCACAUAUGAGGCCAUGACAUGACAUGGCCACAUUCUUUGAGUCCCCACUCCAAGUGAAGGUGUACGUCGCUUCUCAAGAAUCUCAACCAUCUCUUCUCUCUUCAUCAUCAUUAAUCAACAAUCCGACGGCUCCAAAUCGAUGAAAUUGAGUCCUGCCUAUUUGCCAGGUGGAGAGAAUUUCGUAGAUUGGUUCUCUGCCGUUGAUGAUGAUGUUUUGGUUCCGUGACCGUGAGUUGGGCCCAGGUGAUUAAAUCCCUUUGUUUUCUUUUUUCUCUUGAAUUCUUUAUUGCAUGGUAGGGUCAGUUGCACUGAACUCUCUGAGUCUGAGCUCUCUCCGUAGGAAAGUGAGAAAUUUCGCAACACCCACUUCUUCCUUCUCCGCUUCACCGCCACUUCUCUCUCCAUGGAGAGCCCAAGAUUCAAACUUGAACCCCAAACCCUCUCGCCCAGCAGCAGCGGCAGAAGAAGCAGCGAUUCCAACUCCCCGGAGUUCGAGUUCUGGAUGGUCAGAAACCCGUCUUUCCCACAACCCAAUCUCCUCUCCGCCGACGAAUUGUUCGUCGAUGGCGUUCUCCUCCCCCUCCACCUCCUUCGCCACAACCCCGACUCCUCCAAACCGGUUCAGGAACUCAACUCCGAAGCACCCGACUCAGAGCCCCCGAUUCCGGACACGGAGCCGGAGCCUGGACCUGGGCCUGAGAUAUCAAGUGCGGCGCCGGCGUCGACGGCAUCGAAACGGUGGAAGGACAUUUUCAAGAAAGGGGAGAAGAAAAGCGCGAAGAACGGUGAGGAUAAAGAGAAGGAGAAGGAGAAGAAGAAAGAGAGGAAGAGUGGGAGUGGAGCGAGUUCUGCUGAGUUGAACAUCAAUAUAUGGCCGUUUUCCCGGAGCCGAUCCGCCGGUAACAACGCCGUCCGGCCGAGGAUGGCCGCGGGAGGCGCCGGAACUCGGAAGGUGAGUAGCGCUCCGUGUUCGAGGAGUAACUCAGCGGGCGAGUCCAAGUCCAGGAAAUGGCCCAGCAGUCCAGGUCGACCCGGUGUCCACUUGGGUCGGAGCAGCCCCGUUUGGCAGGUUCGCCGCGGAGGCUCAGCUUCGAAGAGCCUCGAACCUCUGGUUCGGAAUGCAGAGAAAGGAUCGAAAAAAGAAGGAUCCGAGAAUCGCCGCAAUAGAACCCCAGCCCCCGCUCCCCCCGCCGGCAUACCCAAAGCUAGGGUUUUGAAUUUGAACGUCCCAAUGUGCAUCGGCUACCGCCACCAUUUGAGUUGCCGAAGCGAUGAAAACAGCACCAUUGGUACCAGCCACACCAUCGGCAGCCGUGGCGGCGGCGCUGGCGCUAGCAUGGGUAACGGCGGUGGCGGCUCCGGUAACGUUGGAAGCGCGAGUAAUCUGUUUAAUUUGCGCAGCCUCUUCACCAAAAAGGUGUAUUAACUAUUAAUUAAACCCCCUCAUUAUUGCUUAUCUUUUCAAAUUAUUACUAAUAGAUUAGAUUUAAUUUUUCUGCCCUUUUUUUUUUUUUUGGAAUUUUCUUCAUAUUUUUGCCAUGUGAGAGCAAAAUCCAAGUUUCACUCCAUGUGUACAUUUCUGUAAUUAACCACGAAAGCUAUGUAUCUUUUUAUUUCUAA